AUGAGGGCGCUGACCUUGAGUCUCUUGUUGCUGGCUGCUGCCCAGGUUCAAGUUUCCUCGGGCUUGCGCUGUUACCAUUGCGAAAGCCACGGGAACUGCAUUGUCGAAACGUGUCCCCCAGGGCAGGAGCUGUGUCGAACCACCGUAUACCACAACCGCUGGAGAGGAGGCCAGGAGCUGGAGGUGGUGCUGAGGGGCUGUGCUGUGACCGGGAAAGACAACAGCUCCAUGUCCUACCGAACAAGCCAGGAGAUAAUCAUGCUGAAGGAGAUCGUGUGUGACUUUGACCUCUGCAACCAACCAGACCCCCGUCCCUCACCUACUUUCCCUGGGGCUCGUACCCUAGAGUGUGAUUCCUGUGCAUCCUCUGACCAGAGCUGUGAACGAGGUCGGACUCUGACCAUUCGCUGCCCAGAACCCACAGACCAGUGCUUGGAGCGGAUCUCCCAAAGCAGCCUUGAAGCAGGCCCCCUGGACGAGCGAUACGUGCGCGGCUGUGGGAGUUUUCCUGAGUGCCCAGGCCCUGUUGGCUUCCAUAACAACGACACUUUUCUCUUCUUGAGAUGCUGUAACUCUAGCCAGUGUAUCAGAGGCCCAAUAACGAAACUCUCCGACCACCCCGUGAACGGCCUUCGAUGCCAGAGCUGUGAGGGGAACGGCACCCAUGGCUGCUCCCCGGAGGAGACGGCCAUCAUUGCCUGUCAGGGCCCUAUGAAUAGAUGCUUUGAAGCCACCGGCACCCACAAACACUGGGGUGCCGGCUACACCAUCCGAGGCUGCGCGGCCCCUGCCUGGUGCGAGGCCUCCCAUCUGACUGCCACCUUCUUCGACCUGGCCGAGCCCCAGAUCUUCUGCUGUUUUGCCAGUAAAUGCAAUAGCGCAGCCCGAGAUGCUACGCCCCGAAGGAGUGGGGCAGGACCCAGGCUUCUCCCUGCCUCUCUUACCCUCAGCCUGCUUCCCAUGCUGUUGACUAUGAACUUGAUCCCUGUCAAGGGGCUUGACCCACCCCAUCCUGCUCCCCACCCCCACCCACCACUCAUAAUUUAG
This is a messenger RNA of Trichosurus vulpecula (common brushtail), 1047 nucleotides long. RefSeq names its product plasminogen activator, urokinase receptor (gene PLAUR). Gene Ontology annotation, cellular component: plasma membrane. Lineage: Eukaryota; Metazoa; Chordata; Mammalia; Diprotodontia; Phalangeridae. The record is from RefSeq and is a predicted model, not a curated record.